Messenger RNA from Rhopilema esculentum, 5021 nucleotides. Its product is annotated as NF-kappa-B inhibitor alpha. Gene Ontology annotation, cellular component: cytosol. The record is from RefSeq and is a predicted model, not a curated record. Gene Ontology annotation, biological process: cellular response to tumor necrosis factor. Lineage: Eukaryota; Metazoa; Cnidaria; Scyphozoa; Rhizostomeae; Rhizostomatidae. Gene Ontology annotation, molecular function: NF-kappaB binding.
GAGACCAACUCUUGAAGAAGUUUUAGUAUUCCUCGAAGGAACAUAUCGAUUUCUUAAUUAUUAGUUCCUUUCUCGAUAAUUUCAACUCUCUGUAUUAUGACUUGAAAGCAGGGUUUAUUCGUUAACAAAAUGGCGACGAGGCCUCGCUCAACUUCAAGUGCCGAUAAGGAAUAUACUGAUUCAGGAUUCACAGAAGAUUGCGAUGGCCAAAUUGCAAAUGUAUUUGCUUUGGAAGAAAGACACCGUCAGAGUUUCACGAACGGACGACCCGAGUAUUCAAGAUCGGCUUCUUGCGACACCAAUAUCUUAGACCAACUUAAAAGUCAAGACGAAGACGGUGAUAGUUUCCUUCAUAUUGCCAUUCAAAAUGGUAAUCAAGAUACUGCUUUGAAAAUUAUCAAUGUUGCAUCCAAAGAUACUCUUGAAAUAAAAAACAAUUUUGGCUUGACACCGCUGAUUCAAGCCAUCAAAAUGGAGUCCUAUUUUGUGGUAGAAAGCCUAUUAGCCAAAGGUGUAAAUACAGAUUCUCUUGAUUAUCAAGCUUGUAAUAAUUUAUUGCACAUUUGUGCAGAGUCAGGUGGCUACCAAAUGCUUGAAAUAUUUGAAAGAAUUGACAAAGAAGCAUUGACUGUAUUAGCAAAUGCAAGAAAUGGAAGAGGUCAAACACCUUUCCAUAUUGCUGUAACUGGGAAAGACAUGUACUCAUGCACUGUUCUCUUCAGAUUUGGAGCUGAUAUUGAUGCAAAGGACGGUCGAGCUGGCUACACUGGUCUGCAUUUGGCAGUUUUAACUGAAGAUAGUGACUUUGUAAAAGACUUUAUCUCCCGAUUUCAACCAGAAUUGGGCAUUGAAUCUUAUUCCGGUUACACACCUUAUGGGUUGGCCCAACAAAACGACCUGGAGGAUAUUCAGACUGUCCUUUUGCAGGCUGGGGCAAGCGAAGACGUUGGUUCAGUUGAUGAUGAGAUGGUGGUUUAAAAAUGGAUUAUGGAGUGGUCCCCUUUUUGGGGCAUCUAUAUAUGAAGUACUUCCAGAAACCUUGUCGUGCAUUCCAUCCCUCCCCCGUCUCUUUUUGCUCCCUUUUCGAAUGCAUGUAUAUUUUGUUGACUAUAACCUUCCCCUGUUACAGGAAUAUGCUAUAUAUUAUUUGCCAACGAUUAGAUGAAGGAAAAUGUAUCAGGGAGGCUACAGGGCUAUUCGCUGAAGGUUAGAGGAGAUUCUUUGCAUCUGUUAAUUAACGAUUUCAUGCUCUUAUAUGUUCAUUCACUGUAAAAAUCCUAUCAGAAACAAUUUCGAAAACCUAUAUAGAUGUUCCCUUAAUUCUUUGCUACACCCUGUAUGUGACCUUGUGAUUCACAAGAAUAUUUCCCUUCGCAGCUCUGAGCAUGCCUCUCUUAGAAUGGAUAUCUUGUAUGGAUGCUGCUUGUGGCAAAUGAUUAUCUACCAAAAAAGCCAAGCGGAAGAGCUCCUCCGCUUCUCAAGAGGCGUAGCUAGCGUGGGGGGGGGGGUUGUAAGGGGUGUAACAUCCCCAAUUCUUCAUGAAUUCGUCCGUAAAUCUUCAGUUUGUCUACAAUAUCUUUAGUUUGUCGGUAAAUUCAUCUAUCAGUAGGUGAAAUAGUACCUAAAUUCUUCUCAAUCUGUGUCUUCGUCAGUAAAUUUUUCUAUUCAUGACCCUCUACCCCCCUAGUCUGGAAUGUCAAGCGAGGCCACUGCUUGCUCCACUCCUAUCUCCUAUUUUUACGAUCGAAUUUAUGUGGCUCUGGUACCCAGGCUAAUUAUUAGCCUUUAUGUUAAAUGUAAACUAAACGGCCGAACUUAAAUUUUCUCAUAUAGCAUCUACACUGGCGUCUGUUUUGACUUUAAAGUAUUUAACCAUUGUUAUUUAGAGUAAGUGGAAAAUCCUUGGGAACAAUUUGUUCUUAGUUCUAUUUUAUAGCUGCUCCCAGUAGAUGUGCAUGCAAAGGCUCUGUGGGACCAGUGAUCGGGGUGGUGCGAAAACGACAGAAAUUUUGAUAUAAUUGCUCACGAAAGUGACAAAUUGCUCGAAGAGAGUUAAAGAUCGAUAAUACUGUUGAAAUUCUUAUGACCAAAUUUUCCCCCUGAAAUGAAUUGAAUUUCUGAAAGAGGAGCCCGUUUGUAGGUGAAUGAUAUCAUAAAUCCAAAGCAGAAACUCGAGAGAGACAAAAAUAACUUGCAGCUACCCCCUCGCCAAAUUACGUCACCAUAGUCCCAGGUCACGUGUUUAUGCGUCAUAUUUUACUCUCGUUUGUCAAGGAACAUAUUGAAAUAAUUGAUUAUGGUAUGUUUUCUCAUGUUAAUGUGGUUUGAUUAAGAUGUGAUAAAAUUUUCAUUAUUGGAAGUACAAAAAUGAUGUGGAGUGUUUUUGCUGCCUCUUAGUCUCUUGACUGAAGGUAGUUUUAUGAAUCUUUGAAAAUAGAACCUGCUUUAUAGCAAAUUGGUAUAAAAACAAUUCUUGAGCUUUUUUCAGGAGUCUGAACCCACAUCUUUGGGUGCAGAAACAGAAAUAGUGUCAGGAGAGGAUGCCUAAAUUGUUUCAAAAUGACAAUUUAGAUUUUUGAUUUUAUAUAAAGGUGCAUUGUAAAUAGGGUCUGAAUAAGAGGAUAUUCAACCGCUUGUAAUGUCUGCAUCCUGGCUAGUUCUUGGUAUGAACGCAUCUUUCUCACUCAAAAUGGGUUUCAAAAAAAGGCCAAGAAGACCAGAUACUUCCUCUUCGAAAGGUUUUUCUUCUGAAAGAAUCUGGUGCCUGCGUAGCCUAUACACGUCGGUGUUCUACGUUGGUGAUGAAACCUCUUUUCAAAAGAGCCUGAUUUUACCCUUUGCACUAAACCCAAAAACGAUACAGACACAACCAAGGGCCGCGGAACAUAUUCUGAGGGGACUACCUCAUUUUGGGAGUAUUAAACAUGCUCAAAACCAAAAGCAAGGCAUCUUUUGUAUGGUUUUUAGUAGAUUAAGAAAAUAAUUUGGAAGGCUAAAGCCCCCAUAGCCCCCAUUUCUGCGGUUCCUGGACACAACGAAAGUCAUAUGAAAUGCACAUCCGAGACAACUAGAAACAAAAGUAGACCUGAUCGAACUUUAAGAGACAGGGCUUAAGACAUCAGCAAGAAUUUCAAUCAAAAACUUUUUAAUAUGAAAGGCAAUUUAGAUAUGAUUAAAAAGCAAAAAUAAAGCUUAAAUAUAACUUCUUUGCAAUGAAUGCAUUCACUAAAAGGCGAAGUUUGCGAUUGUAAUAUAUGUUAAUAGUAUUGCUGAUAUUUAGCCUCAUUUAGUUUAAGCAAGUUGGCGUCUAGAUGUUUGUACUUUUUAGCACAAACUAUAAGUAAUUUAUCCAACUGUAAAUUACGUGUUUAUUAUCAUUAUUGUUAUUAUUACUAUUGGCCAUGUUGAGAAGUCAUUUCUGGAAUAAAGAUUUAUCGAUUCUUACAGCAUUGAAGGAGUCUUCUGUAGGGCCCUCUGCAGUGGAUCAUCUGCUUUUGGCCUUACCGUUGAAAUUUCACGUGAUCACAAGGUACUGGACGUACGUUGCCUCUUUACGAAACCGAGGUAACUUAGCAUGACUCAGCAAAUUGGAACUUCCCUCUGAUUCAACCAUGACUCGUUUCAGGCCUUCGAAUAUUUACAAACUUUCCUGGCCUGAAUUUAAAUGCCUUCAAAUGCCUAUUUCACAAAUCAAAAGAUAAAUCGUGGUUUGUACAUCAAUCCAAAUCUAACUGUAAUAAAUAUUGGUUGUGAAAUUGUGUAGAAUUUAAAAUUAUAUAUCCAUUUGCACUUCAUAAGCUCGCUGCAAAAUUCUAUGACACUUUCAUUUCAUAUUUCACCUCUAAAGAAGCCAUUUUUUCUUCCAUUUGGCUGCAAUAAUAGUAAAAAUACCAUGCAGUCUUGUGUGCUUGAAAUCAAGAUUGAAAGCUGGAGAAACUGUUACUCUGGAGAUUACGCGCUCAGGCUCUAAUGGGGGACGAAGAAAGGUUCGACGAAGUAAAAACCUAACAACCUUCUGUAAUUCCGGAUAACCUUAGACCCCAGGCUAUUCCCCUUCAAUCUAGACCCUUUCAUAUCCUUUGAUCUCAGGUCACCCACCCUAAGAGCAAGUCAAGAGAUGGAUCUGUUAGUAUUAUGAUUCACCCAUUACCCAUUUCUACCCCCUUUUUUGAAGUAGGAAAGGACUGCCAUCUUGGCUGUUGUCCUUUCGUCAUUGAAAUACUUUUGCAGUUGAGUCCCAGAUUUUCAUCUUGUUACGUGAUGUGAGGUGAUAAUAAUACAGGGCCUUUUUCAACCUACUAACUAGGAGGGCAAUUGCCCCUCUAGCCCUAGUGGCUUUCCAUUAUUCUAAACAAUAGGCUGUUGUCCUCCUCUAUGUAUAAAAUAAGGCUUGUCCCCGCAUCUAAUUUCCAAAGGCUAUGUAAUAAUGCUGCAGUAAGGAAGAAAAGAACAAAAAAAAUGAAUUCUCCUGUUGCCAGAUGCAGGUUCAAGCCCCCAGUGAGGGCCAGGAAGGCCUUUGUACCUUGAAACAGAAUAAUAAUGAUGAAAACUUACAAUCGUGGCCAAAACUCCUUAAUAUUGAAUUAAAAAUUUGGCAUGCUAGAUCAAUUGUUCCCAAGAAAUGUAGAGACAUAUCAAUUUCUCCCCUCCCCUUAUAUCAAUGUUGAUGUCGUAUGAGAGCUACAUGUCCCAGAAUUUGAUUUUAGCCCAUACCGUCACUUCAACAUUGGUAUAGGGUUGAGGGGUUCAACUUCAACUUCAACAUUUCAUUAUCAGUAUAUUUUAAAUAAUUACAAGUGAUACGAUAGUGCUAACAUAAACGAUUGGAAGAUUUAAAAAGCAUAUUUUACAUGAAAUUGUGAGCAAGGAAAAAUUAAAUACUGAAGGAAGUUCAAAUAAGGAAUGGAUUGCAUUUGUGAAAAAGUCUCACGAGUUUUUUGCCAGGAUUGUGGUUUUCCUUGGAUCUUAUAUAAAUCACAGUAUGAAGAUCUGCACGAACGUUUGGUGAGUAAUUUUGUGCA